AUGGCCAAAGUGAAGGGAAAAUAUUCCAAAGUGAACUCCCAAACAACUUACCGGAAGCGAAUGCUGAGGGGCCGACGAGAAGGGGAGAAAGCAAAAGGCGCAGUUUUCCUACCAUUCCCUUUUCCACCAUCACCAACCACAAAUCGAUCAAUCAAUCAGAGAGGAUUUCCCACCUAUCAUACCUGCCUAACCCUAUCCGCCAGCUAGCCAGCGAGACCAAUAUCGCACCCCGCUUGGAAAGUGAGUCGCACACCACCACAGGGCGGAAAAGCGCAGUAACUGUACAGCAUGUCCGGCACCGGCUGGUUAUUAUCUUGUCCCGGAAUACGAUGGUGGACCGGGUGAUGAGCUGUGAAGGUAUGUGAGCGGAGAGAGUAAUUGGAGUGAUGAUUGCGGUUUGGGAUGGGAUGGGAGGGGGGCGGUGUUAUGAGAGGGAUAGAGUAAUUGAUCGGAGGCUUUUGAGAGCGUGGUUCGUACUCUUUCUGUUAGGGUGAGUAGGUGAGGUGAAGCGAGGUGAGGUGGUGGGUUUCGUGGUUCGAGUUAGUUUUGACGAGGGUUUUUUCUUUUCCUCGAGAGUGAUGGAGGGAGGGAGUGAGUACUUGGAGUUAGGCUUGGUUUGGGUCGGGCUAGCUGGGGUGAUCGCAGUAUGAUAAUAUGAUAUUACGCUAGAGCGGAAGUUGUUGUAAGGAGUGAGGGAGAGUGUGUUGUCUGGAGCACGAUACCUAUCCAUCGUGUCUGCGAUAAUUCAGUAGGAUAUUAUGAUAAAACCGAAAUCACACCACCUCACUCACUCACUCAACCCCCCCUCCCCUCAGUCUGUGCUAUGAUAGAAUACUUCCCUCCCUCUCCCUCCCUCUCCCCCCCUUU
Messenger RNA from Tuber melanosporum (Perigord truffle), 867 nucleotides. RefSeq lists its product as uncharacterized. Bases 1 to 207 code for a protein of 68 amino acids. The transcript has 2 exons. The record is from RefSeq and is a predicted model, not a curated record. Lineage: Eukaryota; Fungi; Ascomycota; Pezizomycetes; Pezizales; Tuberaceae.